Panicum virgatum (switchgrass) is the source of this 1389-nucleotide messenger RNA. RefSeq lists its product as uncharacterized. The record is from RefSeq and is a predicted model, not a curated record. The transcript is spliced from 4 exons. NCBI's taxonomy places the organism in Eukaryota, Viridiplantae, Streptophyta, Magnoliopsida, Poales, Poaceae. Bases 1 to 1389 code for a protein of 462 amino acids.
AUGGAGGGGGUGAUGGUGAGCACUGCAACGGGAGCAAUGAAUUCAUUGCUCUCCAAGCUUUUCAAGCAGCUCAGCUAUGAAUUCAAUUUGUUCAGUGGGAUCCGUAAGGAGAUAGAAUUUCUCAAACAUGAGUUGAGCUACAUGAAUGCUCUGUUGCACAAGCUCGCAAACAUGGAUGAUCUUGAUAUUCAAACACAUGUGUGGAGGAACAAGGUGCGUGAGCUAUCUUAUGAUAUUGAAGAUUGCAUUGACAUCUUCAUGCAUCAUCUCGGUAAUAAUGAUGAGAAGGCUGGCUUGGUCCAUGAAGCAACUACAAUGUUUAAGAAACUUUGGGUGUGCCACCGAGUCUCGAAACAAAUUCAACAACUUAAGGACCGUGUUGUGCAGGAGAGUGAAUGGCGUAAAAGGUAUAAACUAGAUGAGGGGCCAUCUAACCCUAGAACAAUGGAAAUUGAUCCCCGGCUACCUUCAUUAUAUGCACAUGAUGAACAACUUGUGGGAGUGGAUGGUCCAAGGGACACUAUCAUUCACUGGUUAAUUGGAGAUGAAUUUGAAGCAUUUGUUUCUGUGUCACAGAAGCCUAAUCUAGCAAAGAUUUUGAAGGACAUACUUUCAGCAAUUGGAGCAUUCAUGGGUGAUCCAGAUGAUAGUUUACAAACAUUGAUUGACAACAUCAGAGGACACAUUAUGUAUAAAAGGACAAAUGCUGAAGACUGCAUCAGAGACCUCGGCGAGUUGGCCAAUCUAAGGGAGCUCAGUCUUGGGAGCAGCAACCUCCGCGACCUAGACAUUGUCGGCUGUGACUCCAGUGCAACCCCAACACAGUUCUGGGACAAAUGCUUCACACGCCCAGGGAAUCUGCAGAGGCUUUGGCUGCCCAAGUUGCCACUGCCCAAGGUCCCAGAUUGGAUGGUGCAUGCCGACAGACUGGAAAAUUUGAAGAAACUAACAGUCCAGGAGCUCAGGCGCGAUGACUUCCUGGUUCUUGCACAGCUGCCCUGCCUCAUGCACCUGUUCCUAGAGGCUAAAACAAUCCCAGAGAGAAACACCAUUGUCCAGUCCAACACAUUCCCCAGCCUGAAGAAAUUUCAUUUCUGGUGUGAGCUAUCACGUGUGACCUUUGAGCCGGCCGCAAUGCCGAGGCUACAGGCUCUGAGGAUAGCACUCGAUGGUUGUGGACAGGGUGCAGUGGAGCCGCAAGAGGGCAGUCCAGUUGCUGGGAUCCAGCACCUUGGAUGCCUUGAAGAGAUCUCCCUGGUUAUGCAUGUCAAAUGUGGUCACGGGCCCAGCAUAGAGUCUGCGUGGCACCCAAGAAGUGAAGCCAUACGGAUUCAUCUGGAGUGCAAAGAGUAUGACCAAAAUGGGCAUCGGGUGAACACUGGAAGAUGA